CGAAAGGAAUUCUGGGAAAGACAACAUGGCGGGACGUUUGAAAGCUCCGCCGACAGACCGACUUCACAACAAAAUAAACUGUAAAUAACAACGUGCAGGUCGGCUUUAACGGCAAAUCGUCGACCGGUGAACCGCCAACAGGUCGCCCGGUAACUAUGAACCGGGGCCGCGGGGGGUCAGACCCUCCGGCCGAUCCGCUGCAGCACCAGGCGGCCCCGUCAAAACCGAACCGGCUGAGGCGAAGCUUCAGGCGGACUCAGCAGACACAAACAGCGGCGGAGCUCGACUCUCCGAAGAGCCAGCAGCCCGAUUUUAAGACCCCGACCAGGAUCCCGAGAUCCAGAGUCAGCGAUGGUUUCAGUGGAGAGUCUCCGCACAACGACUCCGACUUUCAGCAGGACAUCAUCUGGGACGCCACCUCUCCUUCGCCCAACAGACUCGGUAAAAGAGGAAAGAAACAGCCUGCCGGAGUUGUGAACAUCUCGGAGAUCGUUAGCAGGAUCGCUCCGAAGCAUGGCAGGCCGAAGGUGGCAGAGCCGACGCUGCAGCAGUGGAUCGGAGACAGCGCCGCCAUUCCCUGCACGCCAGAUGUUCAAGUUCCCAAACCCAAGAAAAAAUCCCCGAGGCCGAACGGCGUGGACGACCUGCUGAAGCUGGCCAAACAGUUCGAUUUCAACAUGUUUCGUCAGGAUGAAGAAGAGGUGGAGGAGCUACAGCAGCAGAGUCUGGAGCUUCUGUCCGGGGACAUCCUGGACUUUGAGAACGGCGAGCAAAGCCACUUUUCACCUUCGCCUCCUGAGAACUGUGAGCCGCCGGCUGGGACGGACAUUCAGCUCCACCUCGAUCAGCUCAUGGACGACGAUUUGGAUUUCCUUUUCGACGGGCCAACUCAGCAUCUAAGUGGAAAUUUAAGUCAGACGACGUCACAAGUGAAACCCGGUCCCGGAGCGUCUUCUGGGAAACCGUCGGCCUCCUCUCACGCUCACACGACGAACACUAAAGCUGCUUCUGGACGAGACGAGUUUGAGGACGACUGGGACAACGAUGACCUGCUGAAUGACUCUCUGGUGCUGGAGAUGACACAAAACCCUCAGAACUUCACAGCUCCGACUCACUGCUCCACCCAGAAACCAGCCAGCCAAACAAAACACCAAAAAGAGAGUCCAGCUCAUGUUUCAGCCCAAUCGGCUGCUCCUAAAGUGGAAAAGGACAAUUUGAGACAAAGAAGCACGUUCAAACUGGAGUCUAAUCCUAACUUCUCUUUCAAAAGAGUCCAGACGGACACAUGGGCGCACUCGAAGGUGGAUUACAGCUCAAAAACAGCAGAGAAAGACACCCAGCGGAGCAGGUUUCCACCCGGUAACGGCGUGUCAGCGUGUCGAUCGUGGCAGACCAACACGGUGAAGUUAGAUUCACAGUUUCAGCAAAGAACUUCUUCUGCAAAAUACAACAUGGCUGCUACAAAAUCAGCUCAGAGCGACCCGGUCGUUUCUGCGCCGGCAGCCUCCGACCUGCAGGACGAGGACCUGUCGGCGUUCUUCCUGUCCGACCCGGUCUGGGACGACCCCGCUGACGACGACCUCUUGUGUGAAAUGUGUGACGACGUGGAGAACCAGAUCAGAAACGUGCAGAACGUUUCCAGCAGACAGACUCUUCCUGUGUCCAACCAGCGAGCAGCUCUGCAGCCGGCCAACAGGAACCAGCAGCCGGCGGCCAAUCAGCAGCCGUUCCUCCCCAAGAAACAGACUCCAGCCGCUCCGCCCGGCGCUCCAGGACGCCCCGCCGGCAGCUCGCUGGCUGGAGGCUUCAGCUUUAACGGAGCUGGUCAGAUGAAAACAGUGACGGAUUCUUUCAGACCAGCGAUAAACAGUUCAGCAGGUGUGCAGGCGAGCAGCCGCGCCCAGCCGGCGCCGCAGUUCACCUUCAAGAAACCAAACAUCCCCGUCUCCAUGGUAACCAGCAAAGCGGGGGGUAAAUGUUCGGCAGCAGAGAUCGAGCAGAAGAAGCAGCAGGCGAUGGAGAGGAGACGACAGAGACUGCAGGCCGCACAGAACAUCUGAAUCUGAUCAGAUCCAUCAACAUUUCUUCUACAGAUUAAUGCUCUUAAAUUAAUUAAGAAUAAUUAAUUAAACCGUACAUGUGCUGUAAUUUGGUCUUUGUUUGUAAUGAUUCCUUUUAAAGUUCAAUGUUCUGGAAAGAUGCUUAUUUGUUUUCAGAGAGUGAGAUAAGCACUCUGUGAAUCAGUUUCACUGUUCGCUAUAUUAAGAGUAUUUUCCCAUCUUUACGUUGCUGUCAGUUCUUUCUGACGGGGAACAAACCCACCAGACUCCCUUGACAAAACCAGUAACUUUCACUCACAGAAACACUGCAGUGGCUUGUCUUCUGCUGCAUCGAUCGGUUGGU
Centropristis striata (black sea bass) is the source of this 2403-nucleotide messenger RNA. RefSeq names its product ETAA1 activator of ATR kinase a (gene etaa1a). The record is from RefSeq and is a predicted model, not a curated record. NCBI's taxonomy places the organism in Eukaryota, Metazoa, Chordata, Actinopteri, Perciformes, Serranidae. The coding region runs from base 156 to 2060 and encodes 634 amino acids. The transcript has 6 exons.